UGCCACCUAUCAGUGCCAGACAGUGCCACCUAUCAGUGCCAGUUAAUGCCACCUGUUAGUGCCGCCUAUCAGUGCCAGUCAGUGCCACCUAUCAGUGCUCAUCAGUGCUCCUAUCAGUGCCAGUCAGUCCCGCCUAACAGUGCCAAUCAUCAGUGCCACCUAUCAGUGCCACCUAUCAGUGCCAUAUAUGAGUGCUGCCUUUCAGUGCCCAUCAGUGAUGCCUGUCAAUGCCCACCAGUGCCACCUACUAGUGCCUCCUCAUCAGUGCCCAUCAGUGCCAACUCUCAGUGCCCAACAGUGCAGCCUAUCAGUGCCCAUCACUGCAGCCUCAUU
Staurois parvus is the source of this 333-nucleotide messenger RNA. Lineage: Eukaryota; Metazoa; Chordata; Amphibia; Anura; Ranidae. The record is from the annotation of a GenBank genome assembly.